CCGCCAGUUUCAAGUUGGCGAUCUGGUUCUACGCAAGGCUGGGUUAACUAACACUCAUUCACACAUGGGUAAGCUCGCUCCUAAUUGGGAAGGUCCCUAUAUGGUGGUUCGGGUUAAGCGACCUGGCUCUUACGUGUUAGCAGAUAUACAUGGGCAACAGUUACCUUACCUUUGGAAUGUACAGAAUCUUAGGAAGUUUUACAGUUAAUGUGUGUUAUAUUAUUUCGCUUGAGGUACUAUCCAUCAGUUGUAAACAAAUGAUAUACCGAAAA
Rubroshorea leprosula is the source of this 272-nucleotide messenger RNA. NCBI's taxonomy places the organism in Eukaryota, Viridiplantae, Streptophyta, Magnoliopsida, Malvales, Dipterocarpaceae. The record is from the annotation of a GenBank genome assembly.